CGUGUCCUAUCAUGAGCUUGAGAAACUGAUGGACGGACUGAAUUUCUCACCGGAAUUUGUGGACCCCACAUAGCUUCUGACCACAGGAACUUCGUGGGGGCGGGCGGGCACAGGCAAUUCGCGCCCCCUGGAAUCAAGCUUUUAUGAAAUAAAAGGUGUUCGAAAAGAGGCUUUCGAAAGCCCUAAUAUUCCACCGCAAGACACCUCCGUCCCCCAAAAAAAUCGGUGAUUCGAUUUUCUCGGUCCAUACAUCUAUUAACGAGGCAAUUAGAGGGGAGCAAUCGGCCAUUUGAGAAGAUACUAUAACUGAAUUUUCAUGGGUAUUGGAAACCGAUGAAAGGAGAAUUUUGAGAUUCCCCCAUUAACAUCCGUACGGCCGUGGAGCUGAAGAUUUAGAUUUUCCGAUUGUUUUAAAGCUAAAAAGAGUGAAUUGUGGUUUAUUGAUAGAAAAGAAAUGCACUGAUAAAGAACUCUGUUGACAGAACUGAUUGGACUCAUCGAUACGGAGUACUGAAAGCCGGUGAGAGAGAUGGACAAUGCUAGUGACUUCACCUUUUGGCAGGUUGAUCUGAAAAUAGAUGAAGCCGAUUUGGAAUCUCCAAGAAACAUCCCUAAUAUUGGUGCGAUCACAAUCGAAGAUGGCCUUUCGACUGGUACAAGCGUUAAUAAGAUCGAUGAUUCCCCAGCGAAGUAUGGAUCAUUAGAUGGGGCCACAUCCAAGAGGUCAGCAGCUAUUGAUUCGCUGCCUCCAAAAUCCAACGUCAGUGAAUUUUCGGAACCAGGAAAUGUUGGAGAUGAUGUCAAUGGUUCACAAGAACAGAAGAUUGUGCCAAGAAAGCCUGCUGUGCGGGUAAAAAUUCCCUUUGCGAAAGGGCAUAGCCAAAUGGACUGGCUAAAGAUUACUCGGACACAUCCUGACCUUGCAGGACUAAAAGGCCAAUCAAAUAAAAGGUUCAUUUCAAUGGAAGAAGUUAAGCAGCACAAGACAGAGGGCUCUAUUUGGACGGUUUUAAAAGGUCGUGUCUACAAUAUCUCGCCCUACAUGAAAUUUCACCCUGGAGGUGUUGAUAUGCUCACGAAGGCGGCGGGAAAAGAUUGCACAUCAUUAUUUGAUAAAUACCAUGCCUGGGUGAAUGCUGAUUUCUUGCUGGAGAAGUGCCUGGUGGGCAUUCUAGAUGAUAGCCGAUGAAGGACAGCCACAGAUCAUGAACAUCACUGGCCCAGUGAUCAAUGUACCAUUGUCUUCCAAUACAAUCAAACUCAUCCACAUGCAUGGGCUUAAUAACCAUAUAUGCUUCAUGAAUGUUGCUGCAUAUCUUAGUCUGUGCAAAAUGUUAACAAUUUACGAGAAGUUAUAAAUGCGCCGUUCAAGAUUGAGGGCGUCUUAUUUGCCAGUUUUUGGCUAUCAAAUGAAACUGAUCAUGGCCCAAUUUGUGGGUAGUUCGGUCUGAACCUAUUUAGUUGUUGUUCCAUUCAACAAUGAUGAUUUUCUUUUUUCUCUCUCUU
Molecule: messenger RNA, 1506 nt
Organism: Magnolia sinica
Lineage: Eukaryota; Viridiplantae; Streptophyta; Magnoliopsida; Magnoliales; Magnoliaceae
Product: cytochrome b5 domain-containing protein RLF-like
Exons: 6
Coding region: 530-1189 (219 amino acids)
Molecular function (GO): heme binding
Source: RefSeq, a predicted model, not a curated record